CAGCAGCAGCAGAGCCACAAAAAACAAAAAACCCACAACAACUCGGGAACAGUGCGUGCGUGCGCGCGCGCGUUUUUUUGUACGCGUGCGUUCCUGCGUGUCUAUAUAUGUGCGUGUGUAUGCGCACCGUGCAUGUGUGUGUGUGUGUGUUUUGGAGGGGUGAGUGCGUGAAGCUCAGGACAUCCAGGGAUGCAGCGCGCGCCCUAAAGCGCGCAGCCUGAACAUGGCACUUUCUCGGAUUUACCUGUUCUUCGUUUUCCUGCUGCUGCUUUUCUUCGCGUGCUUGGGACCGGGCCGAGGCGCGCGCAACUAUCCUGAGAAUGAAGUUACGCUACUGGACUCGAUGUCCGCUCUGGGGGACCUCGGAUGGGAGGCGUAUCCAGCAGAAGGGUGGGAGGAGAUCAGCGUGAUGGACGAGCGCAACACUCCCAUGCGCUCGUACCAAGUGUGCAACGUGAUGGAGGCCAACCAGAACAACUGGCUCCGCACUCGCCACAUCGCCCGCCAUGGAGCCCAACGCAUCUACAUUGAGAUCAAGUUCACGCUGCGUGACUGCAACAGUCUUCCUGGAGUCCCUGGGACUUGCAAAGAGACCUUUAAUAUGUACUACCAUGAGUCCAACAACGAGAACCUCUGGUUUAUAAAGGAGAGCCAGUACGUCAAGAUCGACACGAUCGCCGCCGACGAGAGCUUCACGCAGACUGACGUCGGCGACCGGGUCAUGAAACUGAACACAGAGGUUCGGGAUAUCAGCAACCUGAACAAAAAGGGCUUUUACUUGGCCUUUCAGGAUGUUGGAGCAUGCAUCGCUCUGGUCUCACUGCGGGUUUUCUAUAAAAAGUGCCCGGCAGCCGUGCACAACCUGGCACAUUUCCCCGACACAGUCACAGGGGGUGACUCGGCGCUCGUAGAGGUGCGUGGAUCAUGCGUUAAUGAUUCGGAGGAGUUUGAGUCUCCGAAAAUGUACUGCAGCGCUGAUGGCGGGUGGCUGGUACCCAUCGGGCGCUGUAUCUGCAAGCCGGGCUUCGAGGAAGGCAAGGACUACUGCCAACCUUGCAGACCAGGUACCUACAAGGCCUCGGCUAAAGAUGCCUACUGUACCAAGUGUCCUCCAUACAGCUACUCGCAGCAGGAGAAGGCAUCCGAGUGCACAUGUGAGAAGGGAUACUACCGCGCCGACAUGGACCCUCGAUCCAUGGCCUGCACUCGGCCUCCAUCAGCGCCAGAAAACGGCCUCUCGACACUAAACGACACGUCUGUUUCCCUGGAGUGGCGUCCUCCGCGCGACAGCGGCGGCCGCAACGACCUCGCCUACAACGUGCACUGCAGAAAGUGCUCGUCAGACGGCAGAAAGUGCGGGCCCUGUGGAGGCGGAGUCCACUUCACGCCGCGGCAGUUCGGCCUCGACGCGACCAAACUGCUCGUCUCUGGUCUGCUCCCCAACACCGACUACGCGUUUAGCGUCGAGUCGAUCAAUGCCGUGUCUGAUCUGAGUCCGAGUCCGAAGCAGCAACUUGCCAUCAAUAUCACUACAGGGCAGACAGUGAGUGUCAUUCUGAAAGAGAGGAGGAGUAAAGACAGCAUCACACUGGCAUGGCAGGGGCCUGACAGACCCAACGGAGUCAUUGUGGAGUAUGAAGUCAUCUAUUAUGAGAAGAAGCAGCGUGAGCAGAACUACACGGUGCUGAAGACGAAGGCGAACACGAUGACUGUGGAGGGACUGAAACCCGGAACCACGUACGUGUUCAGGGUCCGAGCUCGAACCGGCGCAGGCUACGGCAGCUACAGUGGAGAGAUCGAGCUGGAGACCAGCCAGGAGGAUAUGCUGGCUAUUGGGGACCCGAACCAGUCCACCAUUUUGGCGGUGUCCAUAGCAGGAGGAGUGGUGCUGCUGGUCUUCCUCGUCGCCUGCUUCGUCGUGAGCGGAAGACAUUGCGGCUAUAUCAAAGCAAAACAAGAUCCCGACGAGGAGAAGAUGCAAUUUCAGCACGGACGAGUCAAAUUGCCGGGAAGUCGGACCUACAUCCAUCCACAUACCUAUGAGGACCCGAAUCAAGCCAUUCGCGAUUUCGCAAAGGAAAUUGACGCCUCCAGUAUCCGCAUAGAAAGGGUCAUCGGUGCCGGGGAAUUCGGUGAGGUGUGCAGCGGCCGUCUGAAGCUGCCCAGCAAACGAGAGAUCUACGUGGCCAUCAAGAGUCUGAAAGCAGGGUACACAGAGAAGCAGAGGCGCGAUUUCCUGAGCGAGGCAAGCAUCAUGGGCCAGUUCGAUCACCCCAACAUCAUCAGGCUGGAGGGGGUCGUGACCACAUGCAAGCCGGUGAUGAUCAUAACCGAGUUCAUGGAGAACGGAUCUUUGGAUACUUUUUUAAAGAAACAUGACGGUCAGUUCACCAUCAUCCAGCUGGUUGGAAUGCUGCGCGGAAUCGCAUCAGGGAUGAAGUACUUAUCCGACAUGAACUACGUCCACCGUGACCUGGCCGCUCGGAACAUCCUGGUCAACAGCAACCUUGUGUGCAAAGUGUCUGAUUUCGGCUUGUCCCGAGUUUUAGAAGAUGACCCUGAAGCUGCUUAUACCACACGGGGUGGAAAAAUCCCCAUCCGAUGGACAGCCCCGGAGGCCAUCGCAUACCGGAAGUUCACUUCAGCGAGCGACGUGUGGAGCUAUGGGAUCGUAAUGUGGGAGGUCAUGUCGUAUGGCGAGCGUCCAUAUUGGGAGAUGUCCAAUCAAGACGUGAUUAAAGCGAUCGAAGAGGGAUACCGCCUCCCCCCACCAAUGGAUUGUCCGGUGUCUCUUCACCAGCUGAUGCUGGAUUGCUGGCAGAAAGAGCGAGCUGAGAGACCCAAGUUCAGCCAGAUUGUCAACAUGUUAGACAAGCUGAUCCGAAAUCCCAAUGCCCUGAAAGAGCUGGCCAACAGUUCCAUCUGGGAAGACCCGAUCACUCCAGAGUUCAGCGCCAACAGUGUGGAUGAGUGGCUGGAUGCUAUAAAGAUGGGCCAGUACAAGGACAACUUCACCUCUGCUGGCUAUGUCACAUUAGAUUCAAUAAUCUACAUCAGUGUAAGUGAGUUGAGUAAGAUGGGUGUGACCCUAGUCGGGCACCAGAAGAAGAUCCUUGCUAGCGUCCAGAGUCUGCAUGCCCAAGGGAGCCAUGUGCAAGUAUAACAGCUCUGGACAAACUGAUAGACAGAUAGAGGAGAGACAGUGCAGAAGUGUGGAACCCAGAACAGCGCUUCACCAUGCCAACCCCCAUUCCCGGACGUUUGGCUACAGCCCAAGAGCUCACCAUUUGUGCAGCGGAACCAGAGACUGAUUAACAAUGGAAAAUUCAGACCAGAUGGAUGAUGGUCAAACACAAACUCUGAUGAUUUCUGAACAGUAUUGUGAGAUGUGUACAGUCAUUUGCAUUGUCUUUUCCUGUCAUUUGCUUUAUUUUUCAAGGUUUUGAUUUAACAAAAAUGGUGCCUGGGUGGAU
Silurus meridionalis is the source of this 3473-nucleotide messenger RNA. RefSeq names its product eph receptor A4b (gene epha4b). The transcript is spliced from 17 exons. Gene Ontology annotation, cellular component: neuron projection; plasma membrane. The coding region runs from base 224 to 3163 and encodes 979 amino acids. Lineage: Eukaryota; Metazoa; Chordata; Actinopteri; Siluriformes; Siluridae. The record is from RefSeq and is a predicted model, not a curated record. Gene Ontology annotation, molecular function: transmembrane-ephrin receptor activity; ATP binding; protein binding. Gene Ontology annotation, biological process: axon guidance; cell surface receptor protein tyrosine kinase signaling pathway; protein phosphorylation.